Molecule: messenger RNA, 7244 nt
Organism: Schistosoma haematobium
Lineage: Eukaryota; Metazoa; Platyhelminthes; Trematoda; Strigeidida; Schistosomatidae
Product: Cytoplasmic tRNA 2-thiolation protein 2, variant 2
Exons: 8
Coding region: 6396-7082 (228 amino acids)
Biological process (GO): tRNA wobble position uridine thiolation
Cellular component (GO): cytosol
Molecular function (GO): sulfurtransferase activity; tRNA binding
Source: RefSeq, a predicted model, not a curated record
AAUCUGGUUAAAAAGUGUUUAGGGAUUUUAGCUUAUGUCAGUUUGUGAUGAAAACUUUAAAUCUAGAUCCUAACAACUAACUGUAAAUCACAAUCCUUACUCUUUACACGGGUUUAUAACUCUCAUUUAGCUCUAACAGGUAGGUGAACAUUCUCAAGGCCACUUCAACGUCGCUAAAAGGUCGCCCAUAAAUUACGGUCUCACCGUACGCGUUAUAUAGAGGGAACUUUUUUUAGAUCAGCGAGCUUUUUAUGAUACCAUUCAUUGCAGCCGUCGCGACGUACUCCAUCCCUAACCUGGAAGCAACAGGUUAGUCAACCACAACUAUCAUUUGUCCUGAUGUAUAUACGUCUCUAUGAAGUCUUUGUGUAUAUACACAAACAAAAAAGGAUACUAGGAGACACACCCUUUUGUAAGGAGAUAGAAGAAGAAGGACAUUUAUGCAAAACGACCAGAAGCAUGUAAACUAAACUUCUUUACAGGAUGAUAGGAGGUGAAAUCUCGAUCAAAAUACCUUUCACUAAGCUGUCUGUACAAUCCCAAUCUCCCAACUUUGGGGGAAAACCCGAAAAUUUGAGGUUUGCGUGUCGUCUCCCCUAAAGUUUCUGUAGCGGCUUCCCUGAGACGGGUCAAAUUUUCCACAAAAUUGGGAGAUUGGGAUGAUUUCGAGAAAUAACAUCCGUUUUCCCGAAACGGUAGCGGAUCAUCCUGGUAAGCUGGCUUUAAAUAUUCAUUCAUGACAUUUUCACUAUAUGUUCUUAUGAAGUGACUCACUCAAUUGAUAAAUUUAUUUAUCUAAUUGCCGGCCACAUAUGAGGGUUGUUCAUAACUUACAACCCCUAAAGCUUUUUGUGCGAAACGGGGUUUGAACCGUUUAUUAAAAGCAGCGUGGAGCAAGAUGGUCUCAAAAAGGACCAAAUGUUAGAUGGCCCGAUGUUCAUCAUGAAUUUCGUCUCAUAUUCAGUUAAAGUAUCAAAAAAGCCUCAUCUUUACGAAGGGUUCCUGCUCCUGCAGUCCCUUUUAGCCUCUUGGAUGCUGCAAGAUGUUAGUUAAAAACCCUUUCGAUGGGUACUGGUAGCUAUCCUCAUAUUGCAAAACCAAAUCCGGCUCUAUUUAAUGGGAUCUGAUUCACCGACACAGGCAUUCGUUUGCAAAGUUGAUAAACACUCCCAAACCUCUUAGUUUAAAACUACCGAAUCCAAGAGAAAAGACAACAAAAUAACCGUAAACUCCAGAUUAAUAAUGCUCAGCUUAUCGAAUCUACAUCCCGCAAUAAAACAGAUUUGCACAGCCUAAAAUUUUCUAACCAGCAACCGGUAGCAAUGGCAUAAAAACAGUUACUUACUGGUUAGCGUUUUUUAGCGAGUUAGUUUUCUACGGGAUGGGGUCUCUAACCCUAUGCCCAACCCUCCUCCUUUAUCCGAGCUUGGGACCGGCAGUAGUCCCAGAGAAGCUCCAGGCGUAGUUAAAAAACUGGUCUUUUGAAAUUUCGUGAAAGAGCCAUAGCCUCAUUAAAUGUUCUCUAUGUAUCAAGUCCCCUAAGUUUCAGACAGGUUCAGAAGUAAACUCAACUGGUACCUCUGCCCUGUGAAGUUGCAAGCAGUAACAACCCGAUCUCUACACAACUUGUUCACCCGACCUUGAAGGUGUUACUCAACCCUAAGCCCAUGCGCACAGUCAUGGUCGACAUACACAUGUAAAUCCAAAGCAAAUCGCAGGACGUUGAUCCAGACCGCCUCAUGAUUAAAAAAAUCGAUCAUCAGAAUAAAACCAAGCAGUAUGUGGUUAGUUGGGGAGUCACUCAAGAAGUAUCCUGACUCGUACACAGGCAACUCAGAAUUUUUAACUAUAGUUCACGAUGUCUUUGAACUAAUAGCUUAGUUUGCAGAAGUUAAGCUGCCUCAUGACAUUGAACAGUGGUGAUAUAUUUCGAACGGACUCAACCUGAUCAGUGAGUGUGCCAAUCAAGUCACAAGACUUCCCAUACGUCUAUGUACUUGUUCUUCUUUUGCCUUACAAAAGGUUGUGUCUCCUAGUGUCCUUUUUGUUUGUGUAUACGUUUCUAGGACGUCUCUUCACAUAAAUGGUGAGAACAAAUGGUAGUUGUGGUUGACCAACCUGUUGCUUCCAGUUAAAGAAUGUAAUACAUUGUGACGGCUGCAAUUUAUGGUACCACAAAACACUGAUUGGACUAACUCCUACCACAAAUAAAUUGUGUUGCAGAUCGGUUUCACGAUGUUCGUGCAAAGUAUGUUGCUCAUGAAAAUCCAUCUGUCAAAAUGCAAUCAAGGUGCUGAAAAUUGUACUCGCGCUUUUUGACGACGUGAGUGAUCCAGAAGACUCUGGUCUAUCGUGUACAACAGAUCAUGUAGUUUUCAUUGUCGAUCUAGCUUUGAAGCUUGACAUCAUAGUUGCGAAAUCGUCACCUGCUAAAAAUAGGGAAUCCACUAACCUGAAAGUGACCUCUACAAACAAAUCAAAACGCACGACAAAGCGUUUCAACGUCAAAUAGAAUCACAAAUAAAAGGUCUUAAGUACUCCGUGUCCAGUUGCAGUGCAAAUCAACCCGAAUUAGAGCUCCAUCUCAAGGACGCUAAUACAUCUCAAAGGAACAUUCCAAACGUGACAGCUUUAACGAGUAGGAUGAAGUUGCUUGUCGGAAGGCACUUAGGAAAGCCGUUGAGUAUUAUUGUCCUAAAGCAGACUGCUUUUACCAUAGAUACAUUCGUGGGAAUAUUAGUUUAUACGUGGAUCAUUAAAUAGGUCAGGAAUGCUUCUUAAAGUUAUUUCAUAUGGCUCUUAUGAUAUUGAUGCAAACUAUCCUUAAGAGUCGGUAAAACGUCUCGAAACAACAAUCUAAGAACACCAUGAAUAAAAUCCAUAGCGUUUUUAAACGAUCUAGGAGCGACUGUUAUUAAAUGAUUCAACAAUUAAGUGAUUUGAUUGGGAGUUUAUUUGGAAUAAAGAAAAGAAGGAAAAAUCUUUGUGGGAUUAUCUUUCACAUAAAAUCACCAUCUAAAAAUCAACCAUUUCGCCCUAUUUUACUUCUAAAUCAUGUCGUUUUUGAUAAACAAUGUCGUAAAAGCUAUUAAGUAGUUAAAAUGCCUCCUAAUCCAGCAGUGGACAAGCAAUAUAUCGUUGAAAGUACAAAGAUGGUAAAACCUAAAAGUGAAAUGAAUAAAUGGGAAAAAUGGAUAGACAUUAACUGUAUAUCAAAGAUUUAUAGGAAAAUAUAAAAUUCAUCUAAGUCAUUGAUUCAUACCAAGAUGUCACUAAAAGUCUUCUACUGUUAGACGAUAAGAUAACAUCAAUGCCUCAUUCAAGUUAUCGAUGAAUAUUCGGAAACUGAAUAAUUUGGGGCUAAGUGAAUUAUUUCCUUUAGCUGCUAGACUUAUUAUAAUAUUGACUAAGAGUUUGUAUGGGGCAUUUAGUUUGAACGCUUAUCUCUGCGAGAUUGUGUAGAAACAAUAAAAGCAGUCUUACUCAGAAAGCCGAAUGCGUACAUAUUGAAGAUGUAUCCAUCGUCCUUAAUGUAUGAUCUGAAAAUUAAUCAUGGGUCAUCUCUACAACAGAUAGAUUUCGUGUCCAUAAACUUCAUUAGGCCAGGCUGUGCAAUAAAUCAGCUAAGCUAGCUACCUACUUAAGAUGAUGGUAUUAUAAAUAACAUACUUCAGAUACUUCUGGCGGUAACGGUAAUUAGCAUGGGAUUAGGUUGAAAAAUGGAUAGAAUGGGGUAAAUAAAAACCCAUUUAACCCUUAAUAUAACUCACUAUGCGACUAAGCCUUGUUAAUUUCAUGCUUUUUGUCUGGAGUCCCAAUGAUAAUCGCGAAUUAUGGUCGUAAACCUCAUCGCAGAGCGAAUUUAAGCAUAGAUUCUUGGUAGUUUUGUAAAAGAUGGUGCAAAGAAAAUGCCGUAAUUACGGACGCCAAUCUCUUACCUUCCAACUGCGACGUGGAGAGCCUAUAUUUCAUCGCAUAAUAAAAAGAUAAUUACAUGCUGUGAGUCGCGUAGCCUUUAUACGGUACUUAACCUAUACUAUCACCAUCCAAUUCUUGCACAGCCGUUUCUAGAAAACUAUUGAUGAUUGUGCCUACAUUGAACAAUCUUGUCUAAUUUGACUGAGGGUUUAGAACAAUGAAAACAUGUUUAAUUAGGACAUCUGGUAUAUCAAUAAGUCUAGACAUAACCCUCUGGAUUAUAAUCCAUCAUCACAAGGUUGUUCAACAAAUCAAAGGCAAGUGCAUCAAACAGCCACUCUUAUGUCUACACAUCAAUGCAGACUAGGUGGUUGGGGUCUGUGUGAUAAUUGUGGCCACUACUUGUAACCCGAAGUCAGCUGGAAAGUAUUUGUUUUUUAUCUUUUGCUAGAUAUUGAGCUUUAAUAUUUCUUCUCAGAUAUCUCAUUUAUUUCCAUUGAACAAUACUCUCCAUGUCGAAUAUUAGAUAAAAUUAUUGAUACUACUAUUACUUUGACUCUUUAUCUUAGUAUUGAUGUACCAUCAUCUUACGGAUCAGUGUAUAUUUGUACAUUAUCAGCGGUAGAUAGUUUAUUUUGUAGUCUUACUACCAUAAUUCCAUUCUUAACAAUUCUAUACCCCUGACACCUAUAAAAGUUUUUUUUUCCCUAAUGAAUUGUACCUUAUAUCAUGUGUUGAUCGAAGCAAGACAAGUAUUUUCCAUAAAUAUCGACAUUUCAUCAAAUUUGUUCAUCCCAGAAAAUUCCACGUCGUGCAUUAUUUGCCAACUCUUGGACUGGUUGUAAAAAGCGGAGAGGUGGUCAGUGUAUGACAUGGUGUCGUGGUAUGAAAGAAAGCUACAAAGGGAUGGCUUCUGUUUGUCCUUUACGACUCCCUGGCUGGGGUCCUAAAGAGAUGGUACAACACAAUGACUAGAGACGUUAUCAGAUAUGGCUCAGAAUAGAAGCCAGUAGCGAUCCUGCUGUAACCUUUUACUUCAUUAAAAAAAGAAUGAUUGUUUCUUCCUUCACUGAUAGAUUUCUUCCGAUUGUACCUUUCCGUUUCCCCCAUUAUUAUUAUUGUUAUUAUUAUUAUUACUAUUACUAUUAUUAUUAUUAUUAUUAUUUAUUAUUAUUACACUACCUUACACUAAUCUGUGGUCGUUAUUGUUCUUCUUUUUCUUUUCUCUUCGAAUUCUCAUUGUUUCGUGUGGCGCAUAUCUAUUUUUUAUUUUAUUUUAACACAUAGAUAUUGGUACAAAGAGGCACCAAAUACAUAUGCGACACACAAAUCUCAUUUGAUUUGUGUGAGGGCUGUGAUACUGCCUGGGUGCCCAAACCGAAGCAGGGCAUAUCUAUUUGGUGCCCUCUUGUACUAAUAUUUAUGUAUUCAAAUAAAUAAAUAUGUUAUGUAAUUUCAAUGGUUAAGAUCAUGAGUCAGUUGAAGCUAGACCACCAUGGAAAAGCAGGAAGCACUGGACGGCCGUUUCGUCCUAUUGUGGGACUCCUCAGCAGUGCGCAUCCACGAUCUCGCCCCCUGCGAGUCUCGAACCCAGAACCUACUGGCUUCGCGCCCGAGCACUCGACCAUUAGACCACUGAGCCAGCAUCCAACGGUGUUAAUUUCUAACUUCAACUAAUCCACGGAAUUGAGCGACACAUCCACUAUUACUAUCUCACAACAGACCUGGUUGAACUCCACUGGUCACUACUUCUCACUAGAACUCCAGGAUAUACCUCGUGAAGCCAGUCACUAGUGAGCAAAUGUUGAUUAAUAUCAGAUGGGUUUUUGUGGAGAUUGUACUAAUAUUAUGUGUAUAUAUUCUAUAUCUACUAUUUGAAACUUUACAUUUUCAGAUAUCAAUCCUUUGUAAAAUUCAAUUGUAGUAGUUGCUUCUUAUUCAUCUAGACAAUCAUCAUCUAAUGUGUAGUCAAGAAGAAGACGAAGAUUGUUCUUGUGUAUUCAAUUCAAUCAUUAAAAAGAAUGAAAGACUAUCCUAUUGUAUUAAAUGUCAAUCACAAUCAUCUGUAUUAAUAAGAAAAGAUGAUCCAUCUUUAUGCAAAUCAUGUUUUAUUCAUCAUUGUUUACAUAAAAUCAAUAUGAUAUUUGGAAAAUAUAAACUAAGAACUACUCAAAUGAAUAAUAGUAGUAGUAAUAAUAAUAAUAUGGCUAUAGCAUAUUCUGGCGGUCAAAAUUCAUCUACCUUAUUAAACUUAAUCAUACAAAGUAAUAAUGAUAAUGGAAUAAAGAAACGAACUAGAAGGAUGAUCCCAAAAGUCUUUCAUCUAAUUGAACCAUAUGAUUCAGAAGAUAAUUUAAAAUUCAUUACAAAUAACAUGAAGAAUAGUCAUCUUGAAUAUCAUAAUAUUUCCAUGAAUGAAGUAAAUUGAUAUUCUUUCUCUUUUCUUUAUGAAUUGAUUGUUUGUGAAGAUUUCAGAAAUGAAUAAAUGGGCAAGUAAAUUGACAUCUUCAUUACUUAGUAGUCAACAACGAUUUCAUAAUUAUUAUCGAUUAAAUUUAUUAAUUGAUUGUGCAAGAAAACUUAAUUGUAAAUAUCUAGUUUUAGGUGAAUGUAGUAAUAGAGUUACAGUGAAAUAUUUAUUAGAAAUUAUAGAAGGUCGUGGAAAUCAUAGCAGUAUACAAACAUCAUUCUUAGAUGAACGAUACCAAGAUAUAACAAUUGUUAGACCAUUACGUGAUUUUCUGGCGAAAGAAAUAGCUUUAUACGCUCAUUUUAUGCAUUUGGAAUUUGUUACACCCAAUGAUCCAUUAACAUCAAUUGUUCUUAAAAAUCCUAAUGUCAAUACAUUGGAAAGAUUAACUCAAGAUUUCUUAGCUACAUUGCAAACUGGUGGAUUUCCAUCGACUACUGGAACUAUUCUUAGAACAUCUUCGAAAAUUGUUCUGGAAAAUGACUCUCAAAUUACAUGUAGUUUCUGUCAUUUUCCUGUAUCCAAUACUGACUCUUCUAAUGAUCCUGACAAGUUGGCUACAAAAUCUAUGAUACAUUCUUCCUCUUUAUCUAACCCUGAUUCUUUUAAUAAAAAAACAGUUACUGGAAUUAUUGACAAAGACUUAUGUCUCUCCUGUUCACUAAUGUUCAAAGAACUUUCUCUUUGUACAUGAAUAACAAUUUUAAUACUUUUUCCCAGUUUCUGUUUUGAUACUUUUUAUCCCAAAUAGUACAGGCCCACUAGAUAAAAAAAGUGGUAACAAAAUUAAAGAUGCAAUCUCCUAAGAAAUUGUUUUCCAUAUGCUAUCUUAGUUAAUGUUUGAAGACUGGUUUGU